Micromonas pusilla CCMP1545 is the source of this 1408-nucleotide messenger RNA. RefSeq lists its product as uncharacterized. The transcript has 2 exons. Gene Ontology annotation, biological process: mitotic sister chromatid cohesion. Gene Ontology annotation, cellular component: chromatin; nucleus. NCBI's taxonomy places the organism in Eukaryota, Viridiplantae, Chlorophyta, Mamiellophyceae, Mamiellales, Mamiellaceae. Gene Ontology annotation, molecular function: protein-lysine-acetyltransferase activity. Bases 1 to 1281 code for a protein of 426 amino acids. The record is from RefSeq and is a predicted model, not a curated record.
AUGCCCGUCGCGCCGUCGACCGCGGCGGGGCAGCGGCCGAUAAACGCGUUCUUCCGCGUCGGCGCGGGCGUCGCGUCCGAGGCGCUCGCGCCGAGGGUCGCGAACGCGGCGCCCGGCGACGCGAUCGCGUCCGACGUGACGACGACGACGACGACGACGACGAACGAGAAGGAGGAGGACGCGGGCGCGCGCGCCGCGCGCGCGCCGCCGCCGCCGCCGGCGUGGAGCGGCGACGACGACAAACGCGGCGGCGCGGUCGUGUACAAGCGCAGGCGUCGCCGCGUGGACGCCGACGUCGCGGCGACGGAGCGCGCGACGGACGCGGACGCGGACGCGACGACGACGACGACGACGACGACGACGACGACCUCCUCGACGAUCGCGUCGACGUCCGCCGCGUCCGCGCCGAUGAUGAAGCAGCUGUUCUUGGACCUCGGCCAGAAGAACUUCGGGCACGUCACGUGCGCGACGUGUGGGCUGCUGUACGCCAAGGGCGAGCCCGCGGACGAGCGCACGCACGACGCCUACCACGCGCGCUUUCUCGCGUCUCGAGGCGUCGCCGUCGCGGGCGGGGAUCCAUCCGCCGUCGUCGGCGGCGGCGUCGCGUGCCCGAAAAACUGGGGCCUCUCCGACGCCGCGCACGUCUCCCAAAGGAAGGACCGGUGGAUCGUGAAGUGCGUCGCGUCGGACCACGCGAAGCGGUGGGGGAAGGUCAAGGACGUCGCCGCGGAGGUGGAGACGGCGUUGGGGAUGUCGCCCGGUUGGAUCGUCGACGGCGACGGCGAGCGGACCGGCGCCGGCGCGAUUAGCGGGAGAGGGCUGAAGGCGUUUUUGUGCGUAGUCAGAGGCGGGGGUUCGUCGGCAUCGGCGGCGUCGACGGGCGGGGGGGAUCGGAUCGUGGGCGCGCUGUUCGCGGAACCGAUAACGCACGCGAGGCGGACGUUACCGGACGGAGGAGGAGUGAAGACGGAUCGUCGCGGGGAGGACGCGGAGAGAAUGACGACGAAAGCCGCCGAAACUUCCGCGGCGUCCCCGCGCGGCGUCCUCCGCUGCCAGAGGGAGCGCGUCAAGGCUGCCUGCGGCGUGCGCGCGGUGUGGGUCCACCCGGGGCACCGCCGCGAGGGCGUCGCGACCGAGCUUCUCGAGACGGCGCGAAGACGGUUCACCCCAGGGUGCGUGCUGUCGCCGCGGCUGUGCGCGUUUACGCAACCGACGGACGCGGGACGCGACCUCGCGCUCAGGACGUGCGGGGACGAGGACGGAACGUUCUUGGUGUAUUAGCUCGCGGGCGCGUUCGCCGAGGCGGCGCGAGCGCGAUACGAUACGAUAGUCUACCGUAGCGGUUCCGACGCGACGCGACGGCGGGUCCAAAAAUAGCAGAAAAAUGAGAUACGAAACGUCGCGCCUC